Schistosoma bovis is the source of this 1812-nucleotide messenger RNA. The record is from the annotation of a GenBank genome assembly. NCBI's taxonomy places the organism in Eukaryota, Metazoa, Platyhelminthes, Trematoda, Strigeidida, Schistosomatidae.
CGGCCUUGAAAGUUUUACUUAAUAUUCGAACAAAUGACUUGUUUCGUUACCAUAUUUUGAAUGAGUGUCGAACGUAGUGUCCUGAAGAAGCGUCUAGAGCGCAGACUUGACCGUUUAACUAGAAGCUGUCAACAUGCAACUCAGGAGCUAUCAUUUCUUCUUAGAGAUUUCACGAAGUAUAUUGAGCGGCAUAUUGAUAAUUCCCCGUCGGAUUUUUCUACUAGUGAUAGGAUGUCAAAUAUGGUCUUAGUAUCCGAAAUAAUAAUUGAAGAUCUUUUUGAUCUAUUGUCUAAGUAUCACCAUGCAUCAGAGAACAUCCUGAAGACGUGCACGCAAGCGCAGCAACCAAUUGAUUCUUCAGAUAUCAGCUCACUGUGUAAUUAUGACCUCACCAAAGAUUCUGUUGGAAAGUGCUUGGAUCAACCGCUUGACGAAAAAUACUCCAUAGAACAUUUAUAUAGCCGUACGCGACUCCUUUACAUGCUAGAAACAAGCUUUGGAUUGCAGGAAGCCGGUCUUAUAUCUCAAAUUUCGUAUCUGAAAGGGAUAUGUACAACAAGGGGAGAAAUAUCACCAGAUAUCACCGAAGAAUAUUUAAGGGAGCUAGAAGUAGAAUGUACCAAAUUAGCCUCAGAAUUAGCUACUUUAAAUCAGCUGGAGGUUAUUCAAGUUCAAUCAAGAAAUAAAUUGGUUGAAAAGCAGAACCAAUUAAAACAUAUGAAUGAUGUUGAAGGGAUUCUUCGUCAAGAAAAUUCAUGGUUAAGAUUUUUGACAAAUAUAGUUGAUUUAGAACAUGAUUCUUGUAAACAAGCCUUAAAAGAAUUGAUUUCUAUUUCCCAAUCACUUCAUACUCUCAAGGAUUAUAGUGUUCAGCUUCUUGAGAAAUCAGCAAGCUUAUAUCAAUCAGACGAUCUGAUAGAAUGUGAUGAAUCAGUUAGGAAUGAUGUCUCAAAACAUUUCGAAGAUGCUGUUAUUCAUUUGCUACUAACCUCUCCAUUGCCACCUGAGCUUUCCGAAAAGCUUAAAACAACCGAAAAUCGUUCAGAAACCAUCCUUGAUAUUCUACGUUCUCUAAAAGCUAGGUUGGUAUCAUCCCAAGAUUCCAUUAAGAUUGAAUCAGAGAAACUGGAUAAAUAUAUACAGCAAAUUAUAUUCGUGUAUUUGCCAUUAGCUGUAAUCCAAGCAUACUCAGGUAAUUUAAUAAAAUAUCUCAUUUGUCUUUUCACAUUAUUUGUCCUCUUUAUUUUCUAGUGUAUAAAUGUACAUCUAUCAAACAGACUUAUUUCAACUGGUCAAUAAAUAAAACUACAUAUUGUGUUAUAAUAUCAUUAUAACUUUUUUUGAUAGAUUUGUCAUAAUAUUCUGAAAAUUAAAAGGAAGUAUUAUAUCUUGGGCGUUUUCCUUAGCUAUACGCCCUACUUAACUUUGAAGUGACUGUACCUGUUUUUGUCUAGUUGUAUUGUGGAGUAGUAGUCACGACAUUCUAUUACUAAAUGACGGAUUUGAAUUUUAUCCUACUUUUUAAAACAUGAUUGCCUAGGUCCGUAUCACUAAUCGUCCGACAAACGUAAUCCACAGUGUAUGACAUCUAACCGCACCCACUUCUAACAGUUGCUUUCAAAACUGUUUUAUCUCUCAAGGUGACACUCACUGUCUUAGUAUGUGUUUAGAAUUGGUCAAGUUUAAUACUCUGACAAAAUAGAAUAUGUUUAUAUUCACAUACUACCUACUGGUUAUUGCAACCCGCUUUUUCUAGUUACUCAAAGACACUUAAAUUUUAUUCAUUUAUUUGUUUUAACACAUUGAUAUUGG